Phyllostomus hastatus (greater spear-nosed bat) is the source of this 5003-nucleotide messenger RNA. It is a transcript of the gene ATXN1, whose product is annotated as ataxin 1. The record is from RefSeq and is a predicted model, not a curated record. The coding region runs from base 1011 to 3446 and encodes 811 amino acids. Lineage: Eukaryota; Metazoa; Chordata; Mammalia; Chiroptera; Phyllostomidae. Gene Ontology annotation, molecular function: protein binding; RNA binding. The transcript is spliced from 9 exons. Gene Ontology annotation, cellular component: nucleus. Gene Ontology annotation, biological process: nervous system development; negative regulation of transcription by RNA polymerase II.
GAGAGCAGAGUAUACCGCAGACAUCAUUUCUACUACAGUGGCGGAGCCGUACAGGACCUGUUUCACUGCAGGGGGAUCCAAAACAAGCCCCUUGGAGCAGCAGCCAGAGCUACAGCAGCCGCAAGACACUGUUUCUCUCCCUCUGCCCCCCCUUCCCCACGCCACCCCAGAUCCAUUUACACUUUACAGAGCAUCGUGCAGCAAGUCACCAGGGUGGUCCAUUCAAACUGCAGACUUGUUCGUCAUCCUUGUACAGCAGUCUCCUCUCUGGCCACCACAGGGAAGUGCAUCACACAUCAGCAUAUCGGAGCAAAAUGAAAGAGUUUAUUUUGAGGCCUCCAAAGUAGUGCUGCUACAGACCAUGAGCAAGAGAGAAAGCGUGGACUUCAGCCUGCAUGAAUGGUCUUGAAACACAAGUGGUUCUGGGUCUAGGCAUUUUACACUGAGUUUUCUACCACCACCCUUUCUACUCAAGCAAAAUCCGAGUGAAAAGAUCUGCUGGGAAGGAGCUGACUGCUUCUGUUUCUCCAUUGUGAUGAAAGCACAUGGUACAGCCCCACCUGAAGGAGGAGUGGGCUGGGGGCUCCAGCAGAGCACGGUUACUUACUCCAGCUCUGACACCCAUAUCCUGUUCCGUAUCGUUCACGCUGGACAGGCAGUUUUCCAAAGAAAUUAGUUCAUUUCUGGGUGCAGAGAAACCAGUCUGCUGUCUUCGUAGGGUUUUUCUCACUUCUCUGUGAAAGGAGGAAAGAACACACCGCCCAAGCCCAGACACACUGCAGCUUCUCGUGGGAAGUGCCCAUGGUGAAGGAAGGCUGGGGCACCCAGUGAACAGCGCACAGUGAAUGUUAUUCCAGAGCUGCAGCUGGCGGAUCGCACCCACGGGGAGAUGAUUCCUCAUGAAGAGCCUGGAUCCCCCACAGAAAUCAAAUGUGACUUUCCGUUUAUCAGACUAAAAUCAGAACCAGCCAGGCAGUGAAACAGUCACCGUGGAGGGGGGACGGCGAAAAAUGAAAUCCAACCAAGAGCGGAGCAACGAAUGCCUGCCUCCCAAGAAGCGCGAGAUCCCCGCCACCAGCCGGCCUUCCGAGGAGAAGGCCACGGUCCUGCCCAGCGACAACCACCGGGCCGAGGGCGUGGCAUGGCUCCCGGGCAACCCUGGUGGCCGAGGUCUCGGGGGUGGGAGGCAGGGCCCUUCGGGGACCUCGGUGGAGCUUGGUUUACAACAGGGAAUAGGUUUACACAAAGCGCUGUCCACGGGGCUGGACUACUCCCCACCCAGCGCGCCCAGGUCUGUGCCAGCGACCACCACGCUGCCCACGGUGUACCCUCCCCCGCAGUCAGGGACUCCGGUGUCGCCUGUGCAGUACACUCACCUGCCGCACACUUUCCAGUUCAUUGGGUCCUCCCAGUACAGCGGGCCCUACGCAGGGUUUAUCCCUCCGCAGCUGAUCUCCCCGACGGCCAGCCCUGCCACCAGUGCGGUGGCCUCUGCCGGGGGUGCCGCUACUCCAUCCCAGCGCUCCCAGCUGGAGGCCUAUUCCACUCUGCUGGCCAACAUGGGCAGUCUGAGCCAAGCCUCAGGACACAAAGCUGAGCAGCAGCAGCAGCAGCAGCACUUAGGCAGGACUCCAGGGCUCAUGGCACCAGGGUCCCCACCACCCACCCCGCAGAACCAGUACGUCCACAUUGCCAGCUCUCCGCAGAAUGCGGGGCGCACAGCCUCUCCUCCGGCCAUCCCCGUCCACCUCCACCCCCACCAGACGAUGAUCCCACACACCAUCACCCUGGGUCCCUCCCCCCAGGUCGUAGUGCAAUACACAGACUCUGGCAGCCACUUUGUCACUCGGGAGGCCACCAAGAAAGCCGAGAGCAGCAGGCUGCAGCAGGCCAUGCAGGCCAAGGAGAUCCUGAACGGGGAGAUGGAGAAGGGCCGGAGGUAUGGGGCUCCCACCUCGGCCGACCUGGGCCUGGUGAAGGCCAGCAGCAAGUCAGCGCCUCACCCCUACGAGUCCAGGCACAUGGUUGUCCACCCCAGCCCCGCCGACUAUGGCAGCCGUGACUCCGCAGGCGUCCGGGCCUCUGUGAUGGUCCUGCCCAACAGCAGCACCCCUGUCUCCGACCUGGAAGCGCAGCAGGCCGCGCACCGUGAGGCCUCCCCCUCCACCCUCAACGACAAAAGUGGCCUGCAUCUAGGGAAGCCCGGGCACCGGUCCUACGCACUCUCGCCCCAACAGGCCCUGGGCCCCGACGGCGUGAAGGCCGCCACCGUUGCCACACUGUCACCACACACGGUCAUUCAGACCACACAUAGCGCUUCGGAGCCACUCCCAGUUGGACUGCCAGCCACAGCCUUCUACGCAGGGACUCAGCCGCCUGUCAUUGGCUACCUGAGCGGCCAGCAGCAAGCGAUCACCUACGCGGGCAGCCUGCCCCAGCACCUGGUCAUCCCGGGUACCCAGCCCCUGCUCAUCCCGGUUGGCAGUGCUGAUGUGGAGGGGUCCGGGGCAGCCUCUGCGAUAGCCACGUCGUCGCCCCAGUUUGCAGCAGUGCCUCACACCUUCGUCACCACCGCCCUUCCCAAGAGCGAGAGCUUCAGCCCAGAGGCCCUGGUCACCCAGGCCGCCUACCCAGCCAUGGUGCAGGCGCAGAUCCACCUGCCCGUGGUGCAGUCAGUGGCGUCCCCAGCGGCGGCUCCCCCAACGCUGCCCCCCUACUUCAUGAAAGGCUCCAUCAUCCAGUUGGCCAACGGGGAGCUGAAGAAGGUGGAGGACUUGAAAACGGAAGACUUCAUCCAGAGCGCAGAGAUCAGCAACGACCUGAAGAUCGACUCCAGCACCGUGGAGAGGAUCGAAGACGGCCACGGCCCGGGCGUCGCUGUGAUCCAGUUCGCUGUCGGGGAGCACCGGGCACAGGUCAGCGUGGAAGUUUUGGUAGAGUAUCCUUUUUUUGUGUUUGGACAGGGCUGGUCAUCCUGCUGUCCAGAGAGAACCAGCCAACUCUUUGAUUUGCCGUGUUCCAAACUCUCCGUUGGGGAUGUCUGCAUCUCGCUGACCCUCAAGAACCUGAAGAACGGCUCUGUUAAAAAGGGCCAGUCUGUGGAUCCUGCCAGCGUCCUGCUGAAGCACUCAAAGACCGACACCCUCGCGGGCAGUAGACACAGGUACGCAGAGCAGGAGAACGGAAUCAAUCAGGGAAGUGCCCAGAUGCUCUCUGAGAAUGGUGAACUGAAGUUUCCAGAAAAAAUAGGAUUGCCUGCAGCGCCCUUGCUCACCAAAAUAGAACCCAGCAAGCCCGCAACAACGAGGAAGAGGAGGUGGUCGGCACCGGAGACCCGCAAACUGGAGAAGUCGGAAGACGAGCCACCUUUGACUCUUCCUAAGCCUUCUCUAAUUCCUCAGGAGGUUAAGAUUUGCAUUGAAGGCCGGUCUAAUGUAGGCAAGUAGAAGCAGUGUGGGAAAAGGAAAUUCGGCUCUCCCUUAUCAUUUGUAUCCAGAUUACUGUACUGUAGGCUAAAUAACACAGUAUUUACAUGUUAUCCUCUUCCUUUAGGUUUCUGUUAUAACCUUGUCAUUAGAGUUACAGCUGGUGUUGCGCAGGAGACGGGUGCAUAUGCUUUUUCUGAUUGUCAGUGGGCAAGUGGGGAGCUAGAACAGGGCCAGUCCAGGCACCAGGCAUCCUGGUGGAAAUGAAUGUGGCUUUAGAGAGCCUGCCUCUUCAAGCCGCACAGAAGCAUCCACUGGGCGCGACUUCUGCUGGUUUCCCGAGGAAGUUUGGAGGGAAGGGAAUUGCAGGGGGUGCGUGUGUGCGGGGCUGCAGGGGUGCCACAACAAGUGAGGGUCUUUUUCUCUCUGCCUCCCCGUCUCACUCUUGCUCUCAGCACGGGAUUGGAGGUCCAGAGACAUGUCCUCAGGAGGUCUCAUGUGCAAAAUAAAUAUCAGGGACCCAGCUUCAGGGCACCCUAGAAAGAUAUCGACAGCAGAUGGAAAGAGAACCCUGUAAAAGAACAUUUCUCCCUCCGACAUAUUUUACAAUAAAAGCAACUUUUAAUCAUAUAGAUAUAUAUUUCCCCCUAUGGGGCCUGACUGCACUGAUUUUUUUUUUAAGAGCAACUGCCACACGUGGGAUUUCGUUUGUGCUUCACUAGAGCAGUGAUGUCUCCAGGGUGUCUGGUGGGCGGCGUGCUCCGCGUCAGGGGGGUGGGCAGCAGGGUGGAGAGCAAACACCCACUCUGGUUUCCGUGCAGUGUUAGGAAAACCAAUCAGGUUAUCACAUUGACUUCUCUCCCAAGAGGUAGACACGAACUGCCCUUCAGAGAGCACUGGAAGCUCUUCACAUUGGGUUUGCAAAUCUUUUGUCUUUUAACUCUAGUACUGUUUAUAGUUUAUGACUAUGGACAACUCGGGUGCCACUUUUUUCAGAUUCCAGUGUGACGUGAGGAAUUAGAUUUUGAAGACAAGCAUAUAUAUUACUAUCUCUAAGCACUUAAAAUGCUGUUCACACUUUAUUACCAAGCAUCUUGGUCUAUCAUUCAACAAGUACUGUAUCUCACUUUAAAGUCUUUGGGAAGAAAAACAAACUAAGUUGCUUUCUUUUUUCAACACUGUAACUACAUUUCAGCUCUGCAGAGUUUCUCGCGUCAAGAUUUUGAAAGUUUCAAUGUGGUGUAACAGGAUGAAUGUGAAUUCUGAACUAGUGUGUGACAAGGAACGACCACCAAGGACAGCCUGGCAGGAAGGCACUUCUCACUUUGAUGUUUUGAGAAUGAAUCAAAGGCAUAUGCAGAGCUGGCAGAGAAACUGAGAGAAAAGGGAUGGAAAGAAAAAAUACUCAUUUUUGUCCAGUGUUUUUCUUUUUAAGAUGAACUUUUAAAGAACCUUGCGAUUUGCACAUCUUGAGUUUAUAAUUUGUGUGAUAUUCCUGCAGUUCUUAUCCAAUAACAUUGUGGGAAAGGUUUGGGGGACUGAACGAGCAUAAAUAAAUGUAGCAAAAUUACUUUCUAA